AUGGGCUACUAUGACGUCCAAAGUGAGUCUUUUGAGGAGCUGAAUGUGGUAAGCAAGGGGGAAGUAUGACAAAAGUGCUCCGCUGAUGCUCCGUAUUUCCAAGACACGUCGGAGAAGAAAGAGGUGGGAUGUCAAGCUGGCACGAUGUGGAGCUUGUCCUCUUACAAGCCUGGAUGCGGUGUGCAAGCCCUGAGGAGCGAUGAUGUCGAGACGAGCUGGCAGUGAGUUGCGCGCGCGCGCUGUGCUGGUGCACUUGAAUCACUCGCUGCAACAUGUGGCACUGUCUGAAUACUACGUCGUCUGCUUGUCGCGCCAAUGCCCUACAGCUCCGACGGCACGCAACCUCAUCUCAUCAAUAUCCAAUUCUCAAAGAGCACAUUGCUCACCGUGAGUCUGCAAAGAAGCGGGACACAGAAGGUCGUGUGCUCGUCGCCACUGGACAGAGCGCUGAACAGUAUGCACGGCACGUAUGCGGCUGCAUCGCAGCACAUCUCUUUGCACCUGAAUCACUCGCUGGACGACAGCUAUACGCCUAGCAAGAUCCUUGUCAGGGCUGGCACGCACUACCACGAUCUAGUCGACGUUCGUACUCGGUCAGUCCGAAGCGCAUCACACCUCCCCAAGUUCAGGUCGCAAGCUCACCUCGAUCAUGCUUCUCGUCUCGCAUCCGCAUCGCACUGUCUGAUCUCAUCAUCAGAACACUCGACAAGCCGGUAGGCUGGUAUCACUUUGCCUUGUCCAAGCCUUCUGCGACGCAUAGCGAAGAGACGGAUGAUGAGAAGGAGGAUGCGCAGCUAGAUGCUGUGGUGAGAAAAGAUAAAGCUCAGAAAGGUGGAGGUAGGGCAAGCCGAGAGGAGCGAGAAGGAAAGAGCUGGAGAGGACGCAAUCUGCCCAGUGAGGUUAGAGCGAAUCGACCAGAGGUGAGUGACGAUUGGGGAAGAACGAUGGCUAGUCAGCUGUGGUGGUGAGAGGGACCAGCUCAAUUCAGCUUGUGCAUUGCUCACCAUCAUAUCGUGCUUCGGCAGCCCAUACAAGCGUACCUGCUGCAGGUGUGCAUUCAGCAGUGUCAUCUGAACGGCAAAGACACGCAUGUACGAGGCCUAAAAGUGUGGGGACCAGCUUCAGCUUCUACCAAAAUCACAUCCAAAUCAGGCAAUCACUCGACUUCGACUACUGGUCUCCGAUCCCUGCGCACGGGUCAAGAUACAGGCAUGGGCUUUCGCAGUUCAGCCUUUUCAAACAUGGUAGAGUCGAGCAGAACGUAUGAUCAACUUCGGGGCGGAGAGCCGCACGCCGCUACUUCCACAUCCACCCCUUCGGAUGCGAAAAGGAGAGCUAUGAACGCUCAGUCUUUGGAUAGAAGGAGGUUGAGGGAUAGAGCAAAAGAGGCGCUUGAUCUGCUGGAUAGGCACGAGAUUCGAGAUGGGGAUCUGGAGAGCUUGAUGGAUGAAGAAGAGCAGGAGCAGAGUGGGACGGAUGAAGAUGAUGAGACGAGCGUGGAGCAAAAAGGCGCACGCGGAAAUUUUGUGAUCGGCCAGAAUCAGAGGCGUACGGCACCGAGUAGAGAAGCUCAAGAUGUCGGUCUCGGCCUGACUGGCUACAGGACAGAGGCUCUUGCAAGGGUCAGGAGGAGAGAUUUUGGAAGCGUCGACAUUAGAUGA
This is a messenger RNA of Ceraceosorus bombacis, 1661 nucleotides long. The record is from the annotation of a GenBank genome assembly. NCBI's taxonomy places the organism in Eukaryota, Fungi, Basidiomycota, Exobasidiomycetes, Ceraceosorales, Ceraceosoraceae.